Neopsephotus bourkii (Bourke's parrot) is the source of this 667-nucleotide messenger RNA. RefSeq names its product ABRA C-terminal like (gene ABRACL). The coding region runs from base 79 to 324 and encodes 81 amino acids. NCBI's taxonomy places the organism in Eukaryota, Metazoa, Chordata, Aves, Psittaciformes, Psittacidae. The record is from RefSeq and is a predicted model, not a curated record. The transcript is spliced from 3 exons. Gene Ontology annotation, biological process: regulation of actin filament-based process.
GCCGCCAGCCCCGGUGCUGCCUCCGCGGUGCCUGGCGGCGGCCCCUCCCGGCGACAGCAGCGACGACAGCGGACCACAAUGAACGUGGAACAUGAAGUUAGCCUCUUAGUUGAGGAGAUUCGGCGGUUGGGAACCAGAAAUGCUGAUGGACAAGUCAGCGUGAAAUUUGGUGUGCUCUUUGCUGAUGAAAAGUGUGCCAACCUCUUUGAAGCCCUGGUGGGAACUCUUAAGGCUGCAAAACGACGGAAGAUUAUCACUUAUCAAGGGGAGCUACUUUUACAAGGCGUUCAUGAUGACGUUGAUAUCAUGCUGCUGCAGGACUGAUGCAGUGUUUCAGCUAUGCAUUAAUGGAAUUGUUUGAGAUGAUGACUUGCAACGUCCUUUGAAUAAGGCUGAUCAUUCUAAGGUGCUUUUAUAGUCAAAAGGAAACUGUCCUAUUUUGGAAAACAUUCCCUUUUGUAAUUAUUCCUAAAAUUGUACUGUAUGUGAGUAAGGUAAAAGAUGGCAUAUCUCUCCUUUUUUUUUUUUUUUUUUUCCAAAUCUCAGGUAAAGUUCUCAAAUGUGUGAUGGUUAUUUUUCAACAUAGGAAGAAGAGGACCAGUAAUUUAAUGUUUACAAAUCAAAGCGUGCCAUGAAAAUGUAAAAUAAAAGCACAUGCUUAAAUUUA